Symbiodinium necroappetens is the source of this 2484-nucleotide messenger RNA. NCBI's taxonomy places the organism in Eukaryota, Dinophyceae, Suessiales, Symbiodiniaceae. The record is from the annotation of a GenBank genome assembly.
GAAAGCUCUCCCGGAUCCAACCGACGAACGUUCGCGUGGCUGUGGGGCCAGCUCGUUGAGCUCCUCGAUGAGCUCCGAGAAGAGGCCAAUGAGGAAUCCAUCCGGGAUGCAUUGUUAAAGUCAGGGGCCAAAGGCACAAACCCGACAAAGAAGGAUGACCGUCCGAAAGCGGCGCCAGCCGCGCCAACGCCUGCUACUCCUGCCCCGCCAAACGGUCCCAAAGGUUCUGGAAAGGGCGAGAAGGGCAAGGACCCAAAGGGUAAGGGUAAAGGCAACGGUAAGGACAAAGGCGACCCCAAAGGUGGUCAACCUCCCAAGAAGCCAAAGGCUAAAGGAGAAGGCAAAGGCGGCAAAGCCGAGAGCAAAGCUCCGCCGCCGAAGGGUAAUCCACCCAAGACAGCUCCCGGGAAAUCCAGUGCGCCAAAGGCCAGUGGAGCAGCUGCCACGGCUGUCGCCCUGACGCUUCCCACUACGGCUCGGGGUUCUUCGGUCGUUGGAUCUUCCACGCCGAACAAGACAACAUUCUGGAAACGAUCGGGAUUGAGUAGUCUGUUCCGAACGAUUGUGGGUUGGUUUUCCGUCCUUCACAACGCUGUCCCAGCUGUGCUUCCCAAUGAGAGCAAGAGCGCUCUCCCUGUCAUGCAGACCGGCCCUUACCAUGUAGAUUGGAUUGCCGACACCGGCGCUGGCCGGAACUUGACCUCACUGAAGGCUCUAUCUCAGCAAGGUAUACCGUCUGAUGUGAUGCAGCAUGUCGCGCACUCACAUCCUGUCUCAUUCGCCACAGGGAACGGGGUAUACACUUCGGACGAGGUGUUGACUUCCGUUGGUGCGGACUUUGGGAACAGCACGUCAUACGUUAUGGACGAUUGUCCCAUCGUGCGUAGCCUCGGUGAGCUUGUGAAUGAAGGUCUUGUCAAAGGCCUUUCCUAUGGCUCCCCCGCGAACUGCCUUGCUUCCUUCAGUCCUCGGAUUGCGUUCAGUACGACGCGACUGGAGCCUCAUUCGCACAUCGUGUUGAGGGGAAUGUCCCGAUAUUUCGGGAAUCGAUCAGCUUCGGCACCGUUGCCGAUCGGAGGUAAGGCCGAGGAGAGAGAGAUCAUUGACGACGAGGCGCUAGACGGCAAAGCGGCCAGAUUGAUCAAGGCGAGGGGUGGGCUGGCGGAAACAGAAGCGUUCGGCGAUCGUGUUGCCGCCGAUCUUGUUGUCUUAACUAAGUCGUCAAAAGACGAGAAAGAGUCCACAGUCCUGGUUGUGAGGGAUGAACACACGGGUUGCGUCAGGGCAUUUCCGUUGUUCCGAAAGUUAACGGAAAACAUUGUUCGUUGCCUCUUGCAGUUUGUUGGGAGCCAUGCGGAUAAAGGGCCAACAGUGGUAUUCAAGUCAGACAAUGCUAAAGAGCUUGGGAGCGCAUGCAACCAAAUGUCUUGGAUCCCUGAGCCGACUCUGCCCAACAAAUGGCCCCACAACAGCAACCUCGAACGCGACAUUCGCACCAUCGAGGAAGUGACAAGAGCUGUUCAUCUCCAGAGCGGUUUUCAGAUUAGACCGGGAUUGUGGGUUCACAGUUGCGCUUAUGCAGCGUUCGUGUUGAACUUAAAACACACCUUGAAAGGUUCUGAACACACCCGAUGCAUAGCUGCGGUUGGUUCCGAGUUCUCUGGACGCCAGUUGUUGUUGGGUCAACUCGUGUUCUAUCGGACUGAUCCCAAGAGUCGUGCAAAGUACGAGCCAUCAGCUGCACCCGCGCUUUUCGCUGGAUGGAGCCUUGACUCCGGCCCUGGAUCGUUUAAGGGUGUGUAUCCGGUUCUUGAUUACCAAAAGGAGCUUUGGGUUCCAGAGGGUGAGCCAGUUUUCCCCAUGCGACAAGCUUUCGAGCAAGCUCUUGAGGGUUUCUCCGAUCCCAAGUGCCCGGAACUGAAGGGGUUAGAAAUCCCAUUUUCCCCACUUAGCGUUGACUCUGUACCUGCUGAGCGGCAGCGAUACGUCGCGCUGGAUAGAAUCAUCAAGUAUGGUCCUACUCCCGGGUGCAAGGGUUGCACAUUUGAUUCGAGACGACACACCCCCAUUUGCAAGGUUCGUUUUGAUGGGCUAGUCCGCGCAGACAAAGCUGCAGAGGCUAGGGUCAAGGAUAAGGGACCGUUGGAGCUUCCACGUCCCGACGAAGUAGAGGAUGAAAUCAUUGACCCCGAACCAAAGCCCUACGAUGGCGAACCUAGCGAUGCUGAAGGGCCUGAUGCCGCCGUUUCAGAGCACACCCCAUCGUUACAUGAUUACCGGGAUGCGGAGCCCCGUGACGAUGAUAUUAUAGCUUGUAUGUCCCCUCUGAAGCCGAAGAUGAGCCCGCAGCUGUCAACAUUGACCUCCGGUUAUCUCCAAACAGCGAGUUCCUCUGCCGUGAUCGCGAGAUCCGCCGAGCACCUGGAUCACGCAGGAAUCCCAAGCAAUUGGUUGAGUAUAGUUGUGGCGGUUCUGAUGAAUUAG